AAAUGCGUCCUAUUCAAUUAAUAGCAAACCAAUUAUCUUUUCGUUUCAGAAAAAUGUGACAUUCAUCAAGUGCGGAUAAAUCCAUGUCCAGAUGCUAGGGAAGGAAAACCUUGUAGGAUGUUCCGUGGCACAAAUGGUAGCAUAGAAUUUGACUUCACUCCCAAAUUUUCCGGUAGUCAAAUCGGUGCUCGAGUCUACUGGGCCUCGUGGUUCGACGUGCCUUUUCUCGAUAUGAACUCUGACGGAUGCUUGUAUACGACCUGCCCGAUGGAGGCAGGCAAAAAUUACACCCUCAAGUACGGAAUCCUGAUAAAAACCUGGUAUCCGACG
Molecule: messenger RNA, 330 nt
Organism: Bemisia tabaci
Lineage: Eukaryota; Metazoa; Arthropoda; Insecta; Hemiptera; Aleyrodidae
Source: RefSeq, a predicted model, not a curated record